UAUAUAUAUAUAUAUAGAUGUGCCUUUUUUUGCGCAAUUCAAUUCACCGACCAAAGAGAUAUUGCAGUCUCCUUUUAUAAAGCGAACCAAUUUCGAUCCACUGCAUAAUUAUCCAACCUUUAUCAGCCGAUCGAAGAUAAGACAUCAGAAAUAAUAAUAUGGCCAGCCAGUCCAGCCCGCCCCAAUCGAUCCAUGAAUUCACUGUAAAGGAUGCUAAGGGCAAUGAUGUCAAUCUGGGUACUUAUAAGGGCAAGGUCUUGCUGAUUGUCAAUGUUGCUUCACAAUGGUAUGCAUUAGCUUCUCUGUAUACUAGUGGUCUGACCAAUUCAAAUUACACUGAACUGACACAAUUAUACAAGAAGUACAAAGACCAAGGUUUAGAGAUACUGGCAUUUCCCUGCAAUCAGUUUGGCUCACAAGAGCCUGGCACCAAUGAAGAAAUUCAGGAAUUCGUAUGCACUCGGUUCAAGGCUGAAUAUCCUGUAUUUGACAAGGUCGAGGUGAAUGGUCCGAAUGCUGACCCAGUGUACAAGUACAUGAAGUCGAUCAAAAGCAGCAUUUUUGGGGACAGUAUCAAAUGGAACUUCUCCAAAUUCCUUGUGGACAAAGAGGGCCGAGUUGUUGACCGUUAUGCUCCCACCACAUCUCCUCUUAGCAUUGAGAAGGAUAUAAAGAAACUCCUUGAGAAGGCGUGAGCUUGGGAGGUAGCCAAGACCAAUUUAUUUCUGUUGGUUGUUAAUAUGAAUAAUCUUGUUAAUAGAAAUUUGGCUUGAUGUACGCUUUACGACUUUGUUUGAUAUUAAUGGCCGUCAUACUUAAAACAACUCGGAAGAGUUAAUUUUGCUGCUGUUAUUUGGAUAGCUGAUCAAAUCAUCUUCUAUCAGUAACAUUUAUAGUACCAACUGCGAUGAUAUAAGCAGAACUACUUUAAUAGCCAUUCUUGUGGAUCCCAGUUUUUACUCGUUCAUUGACCAUCAGUUCUUAAAGUGGUGCCCAGUCAAUACCGAAGGCUUCUGAUAUGACAUCGUAAAAUAGUAAAAUAGUUUGGUUCAGUCACAUCUUGGCUCGGGCUAUUCAGUAUUAAAUUGUUCAAAA
Striga asiatica is the source of this 1095-nucleotide messenger RNA. NCBI's taxonomy places the organism in Eukaryota, Viridiplantae, Streptophyta, Magnoliopsida, Lamiales, Orobanchaceae. The record is from the annotation of a GenBank genome assembly.